This is a messenger RNA of Cuscuta epithymum, 339 nucleotides long. The record is from the annotation of a GenBank genome assembly. Lineage: Eukaryota; Viridiplantae; Streptophyta; Magnoliopsida; Solanales; Convolvulaceae.
GGUGGUAAUGAUUACUAUGUCAAUGCCACUGUUGUCCGCAAUGAUCCCGGAGCCGGUGGUAAUGAUUACUAUGUCAAUGCCACUGUUGUCCGCAAUGAUCCCAGAGCCGUAUAUCAACAAAUGAGUACGGUGGUGCAUCUAAUGUAUAGGAGAAACCCUAGACACGGCCGCAGUACGGUAUUUCACGUGUUGCUAUUGUUGCUAAAGAGUCUAUUAUUGAAAAGGAUUGAUACAAGAGUUAUGGUAUGGAUGUUUGAAAAUAAGAGUUACUUUAGAAAAAGUAGAAGUCAAAAUAUUCCAAAUUAGUUAUAGAUCCCACUCCAGAUUUCACAUAUAGUU